GGGUCUCUGGGAGCAUCAGUGUCUCUGGGGAGUGUUAUGAUCUCUGGGGGUUUGUGGGGUCUCUGAGGUGUUUUGGGGGAUAUCUGGGAUUGUUGUGGUUCUGUGAGGUUUUGGGAGUCUCCAGGACAUUUUGGAGGGUUCUAGGGGUCUUGGGAGGUCUAGGGAGUGUUGGGGACUCUGGGGGUUUUGGGUGCUCUUUGGGGUUUUGGAGAUCUCUGGGGGAUUUGGGGAGCCUCUGAGGUGUUUUGGGGGUCUCUGAGGAUGCCUGCCUCUCCUGACCCCUCCCCCUGCAGUCUGUGUGCUGUACACGCAGCGCCCUGGCAGCCACCAAUGGCGGGAGGUGAGUGACUUGAUUGGUGGGGGGCAGCCAAUCAGCAUGUUGGGCUGUGCUCAGCUGGCCAAUUGGUAUAUUAGUGUGUACUCAGCCAGCCAAUCAAGAUUUGGGGUUCUAGCUGGCCAACCAAUCAUCAGCAUGCUGGGGCGAUGAACAAUCAGCAUGUCUGUGUGCCAACCAGAUGGCCAAUCAGCAUGUCAGGCGUAAUGGCAGCCAGCCAGCCAAGCAACAUGUAAGAUUCUGGCCUAUCAGCAUGUUGGGGUGAUGGCCAACUGGCCAAUCAAUGUGUUGGGGUACCAACCAGUUGGCCAGUCACCAGUGAGCAAUCAGCAUCUUAGGGUGCAGCACCUGGACACUGAGCAUUCUGGGAUGCAGCAGCCAUCCAAUCAAUGCCUGGGGGCAGAUCGAUCAGCCACCCAGCAUCCUGGGGAUCUGCGGAGCAUGUCGAGGUGCUGGGCAGCCAGCCAGUCAGCUGUCGGCAUGCAGCCAGGCCCCACCCAUCAUAAUUAACAUUGUGUUAAUUACGGGGUAAUGAGCGGGAGGUGGGGCGGCCCCGAAGCACAAAGCGGCACCUGGGCCUUCUCUGCCCCUGCCCACCCCUUUCCCACGCAUGUCCCCACACAUGCCCUGGCCCGGGCCCGCUGCCCACCAUUGCCCCACCUUCUCCACCCACGUGUCCUCAUGUCUCCAAUCUCAUGUUCUCUCAUGUAUCUGUGUCCCCAUGUUGCUAUGUUCCCAUAUCCUCGUGUCCCCAUGUCUCCAGCCCCAUGCCCACAUGUUGUCAUGUCCCUGUGUCUCCAUGUCACUGUGUCGCCAUAUCUGUAUGUCCCUAUGUCCACAAUAUUUUGUCCCACUGCCCUCAUUCCUAUGCCCCCACCCUCAUUCCCAUGCCCCUGUUUUCUGGUGCUGUGUUCACACAUCCCUGUGUUCCCAUGUCCUCAUGUCCCUGUGUCUUUCUUCAUCCCUAUGCUGCCAUGUCUCUGUAUCUCCAUGUCCCCAUAUCCCUGUAUCCCCAUCCCCCUUGCCCAUGUUCCCAUGCCUUUGCUCCCAUGUCUCAUCAUCUCUAUGUCCCCAUGUCCCUGUGUCCAAAUCACCACAUCCCCAUGUCCCUGUCCCUACCCCAUGUUUUCCUGUCACCCCAUCAUCCCUGCUGUCCCCAUAUUCCCCAGUUUGGCCGGACUGAGGUCAUCGACAAGUCCCUGAAUCCUGACUUCCUGCACAAGUUUGUCCUUGAUUAUUGCUUUGAGGAGCGGCAGAACCUCCGCUUUGACCUGUAUGAUGUGGACUCCAAGAGCCCUGACCUCUCCAAGCAUGAUUUCCUGGGCCAGGCAUUCUGCACCCUGGGAGAGAUUGUGGGCUCAGCUGGCAGCCGUCUGGAGAAGCCCCUGACGAUGGGGACAGCCACCAUGCACCCCCGGGGCAGGAGACCUGCCCUGGCUGCCUCUAGUGGUGGCAUUCUAGGGAAGAAGUGCGGCACCAUCAUACUCCUUGCUGAAGAGCUGGGAAACUGCCGGGAUGUGGCCACACUCCAGUUCUGCGCCAACAAGCUGGAUAAGAAAGAUUUCUUUGGAAAAUCUGACCCCUUCAUGGUCUUCUACCGCAGCAAUGAAGACGGGACUUUCACCAUCUGCCACAAGACGGAAGUGGUGCGGAACACACUGAACCCUGUCUGGGCAGCAUUUGCCAUUCCUGUGCGUGCCCUCUGCAAUGGGGACCAUGACCGAGCCAUCAAGGUGGAGGUAUAUGACUGGGACCGUAAUGGCAGCCACGACUUCAUUGGGGAGUUCACCACCAGCUACCGGGAACUGGCACGAGGCCAGAGCCACUUCAAUGUGUAUGAGGUGGUGAACCCCCGGAAGAAGAUGAAGAAAAAGAAGUACCUGAACUCGGGGACAGUGACACUGCUGUCCUUCACUGUGGAGGCCGAGCAUACCUUCCUGGACUACAUCAGGAGCGGGACCCAACUCAACUUCACAGUGGCCAUUGACUUCACGGCAUCCAAUGGGAACCCAUCGCAGCCCACGUCCCUGCACUACCUGAGCCCCUUCCAGCUGAAUGCUUACAGCCUGGCACUGAGGGCCGUGGGGGACAUCAUCCAGGACUAUGACAGCGACAAAAUGUUCCCAGCCCUUGGCUUUGGUGCCAAGAUCCCCCCAGAUGGGCACGUGUCCCACGAGUUCCCACUGAAUGGAGAUGCAUCAAACCCGGCGUGCCACGGCAUUGCGGGGGUGCUGGAGGCAUAUCAGCGCAGCCUGCGCCAUGUCCAGCUCUAUGGCCCCACCAACUUUGCCCCUGUUGUCAACCAUGUUGCCCGCUUGGCGGCCACGGUGCUGGACGGGUCCCAGUACUUUGUCCUCCUCAUCAUCACCGAUGGUGUCAUCUCUGACAUGGCCCAGACCAAGGAGGCCAUCGUCAAUGCUGCCAAAUUGCCUAUGUCCAUCAUCAUCGUGGGGGUUGGCCAGGCCGAGUUCGAUGCCAUGGUGGAACUGGAUGGGGAUGACAUCCGCAUCUCUUCCCGUGGGAAAGUGGCUGAGCGUGAUAUUGUCCAGUUUGUUCCAUUUCGUGACUACAUGACGGGGGGUCCCGGCGCAGGGCUGAGCAUGGCAGGGUUGGCGCGAGAAGUCCUUGCCGAGAUUCCUGACCAGCUCCUCUCUUACAUGAAGGCACGGGGCAUAAAACCAGCGCCCCAUCCCUCCCAUGUCCCCUGAAACCUCCCCACCCUGCCUGCCCAUUCCCAACACACCAUAUCCCUUCAUCCUACCCCAGGACCCUCUAUCCAGGGACCAAAGGCAGCCAUACUCUGUCAGGGACCUGGGACUGGAAGUCCCUCUCCUCCUUCCACAACUUUGGGAUCCCCUCCCCAAUCCGGGUUCCCACCACCACACCCAUAAACCAGCUUUUGGGAUUCCUGGGGGAAUUGGGAUGGUGUUGCCUGAGCAUUCUUGGCCAUGGGACUGCCCCCUGUACCCAUCCAGGAUUGUCCUGCCCCCACAAAAAAGGGGCAGGGGUUCUUCAGCAGCCUGACCAGAAAGCUGGGGUGUGCAGGAGCCUCCACCAAAUGUGGAGUGCCCCCCUAGUGUGAUGCAUGACUCCUCACCUCACCAUCUUCCCCAAAUUCAUGGUUCCCCUGCAUUUCCUGGGCUGAUCGCAGUGGGGUUCCCAGUGGUUUUGGUGUUCCCCCUUGCCGUAUUGCAUGUGUCCAUGUGGGUUUGUAUUGAGUUGCCUUAAAUUGCAAUAAAUUAUUGUGGCUUUGAUUAUA
Molecule: messenger RNA, 3593 nt
Organism: Lonchura striata (white-rumped munia)
Lineage: Eukaryota; Metazoa; Chordata; Aves; Passeriformes; Estrildidae
Source: RefSeq, a predicted model, not a curated record